Molecule: messenger RNA, 1578 nt
Organism: Closterium sp. Naga37s-1
Lineage: Eukaryota; Viridiplantae; Streptophyta; Zygnematophyceae; Desmidiales; Closteriaceae
Source: the annotation of a GenBank genome assembly
AUGAUCGCAAUGGUACAAGCGCAAGUCGCAGCGCUAAUCGAGGCGGCCGAGGAAAUUAAGACAAACAACGUGGAGGAGGAUCAUUUUACGAAUGCAAUGGCGAGGAGCUGCGCGCGGCAAGCCACCAUCGCGCUGCGCUACCUGGGACAGGCGGGGGAUGCGGUCGAGGCGGGCACGAAUCAGCGUGACGUGCCGUACUGGUUGGCGGCCGCCGAUACGCAGAUCGACAACUGUGUUGACGGUUUCCAAACGUUCUCACCCGCGGCGCAAGGCUUCCCCGCCUACGUACACCUCGAGUAUACGGCUAAGAAGGCGGGAAGCACGCUUGAAGCACUCGUGUCCAUCACCAACGCCGCAGCUAAAGCUGCCCCAUCCGUCGAUACGAGCGUCGCAUCAACAGAGGAGGAUGUGGCGCCCGUGCGCGGACGCCGCAUGGCCGUCCGAUCCAGCAGCACGAGUUCCGCGGGGAGCGGCGCGAUGAAUUGGCUUGAGCCGGGAUUGUACCAGCAACUUCAGGAGCUUCAGACGAGGCUGAACGCCGGAUUUGCCGCUGCGGCCGGGGAGGAUUCGGAGGGCGGUUCUACUUCAAGAAGGCUUCUGUUCCACCACCACCACCAUAACCAUAACAAGAACAAGAAGAAUAAGAGCAGCAGCAGCAAGAAGAGCAGCAAGAGCAGCAAGAAGGCGUCACCAACCGCCGGUCCGAUGGUCGUCAGCCCGUCCCUCGCUGCCAGCGCGACCGUCGGAUCCGGAUAUUCGAAGAUCCAGGAUGCCGUUGACGCCGCUCCCGGCGGCACGCGAUUCGUGAUCUACAUUCCCGCGGGAACGUACAAGGAGCAGGUGUUGAUCGAAACGACCGACAUCGUUCUCAUUGGUGCGGGCGCGGACAAGACGAUAAUCACGGGCGACGCGAGUUACGGCAGCGGGUCGGGGACUUUCGAGUCGGCCACAGUCGGCGUAGAUAGCGACAGGUUCGUCGCUUUCGGAAUCAAAUUCGAGAACACCGCAGGCCCCGAUAAUCACCAGGCAGUUGCGUUUCGCGCCACGGGCGACCAAUCCGCCCUAUUCGACUGCGCGUUCGAUGGAUCGCAAGAUACGUUGUACGUGGACGCGGGGCGCCAGUACUACAAAAAAUGCUACAUCGGCGGCUCGCAGGAUUUCAUUUUCGGCGACGCGGCCGUGGUUAUCGACGCGCCGAAGAUUCAGCUACACCCGAGCCCGUCGUUCGGGACUCUGACGGCGUCGGGACGGGCCAAGGAUACCCCGACGGGGAUCGUGAUUCGCGAUGCUGUUGUCUUGGCGGACAGCGGCACGACCAAGGUGUAUCUGGGCCGUCCGUGGAAGAAAUGUGCUUUCACAGUUUUCAUCAACGCCGAUCUCCCCGCGGUGAUCGAGAAGGACGGGUGGCUGUCGUGGAACGAGGGAAGCUGCAUGUUUCUGGCGGAGGCGGGAAGCAAGGGGCCUGGUGCCGCAUCUUCCCGCGCGGACUGGGUUUUCCCUGGGAUUAUCACGGACACCACAGAAUACGACGCCAACACCUUCACGCAAGUCAACAACUGGCUCAGCUGGUCGGGCUAG